CUUCUCAUUCCUUCGCCGGACAGAAAAACCAGAAAUCCGAUCAUCUCCCCGGGCCUUUCUUUCCAGGUACGAUCAUACUGUUUCAACCGGAAUUCCGAUCACUGCCUGGCUGCCGAGAAAUCGUAGCCCGUGAUUCCCCUCCAUACUCGCAAAAAUGCAGAACGAAGAGGGACAGAGCGUGGAUCUCUACAUUCCCCGGAAAUGCUCGGCCACCAAUAGGUUGAUUACUUCCAAAGACCAUGCAUCUGUUCAGCUCAACAUCGGCCAUUUGGACGAGCAUGGGCUUUACACUGGCCAUUUCACCACCUUCGCUCUCUGUGGCUUCGUUCGUGCUCAGGGUGAUGGUGACAGUGCACUGGAUCGGCUCUGGCAGAAGAAGAAAGCUGAGCUCAAGCAGUAGUGAAUUUCAGACGCCUAGCUCUGGCUUGCUGAAAGAGUCUAUUGAGGAGGAUGGGUCUACGAACAGUAAUUUAGAGAGAAUGUCUAGAACUUAGUAUAUUGCUCCGAGCCAUGAAUUGCUAUUGCAGUUAGCUGGUUGUAGCUAGUGGUGGUCUAAGUAAAUAAUGUAAAAACUCUUCCUGCCAGUUUUUGCUGUGUAGGUCAUAAAGUACUUUAGCGCCUUCUGUUUCGAGUUUCGAUCAAUCGAUUUCUGGUCGUAAUCAGAUACAAAUCAGUAAAGUUGAGAUCUCUGCAUUUUAUGAGACGAUUUGCUGCUGGUAUCAAUCCUUUGUCGAGGAUGCUGCAUU
Molecule: messenger RNA, 746 nt
Organism: Linum tenue
Lineage: Eukaryota; Viridiplantae; Streptophyta; Magnoliopsida; Malpighiales; Linaceae
Source: the annotation of a GenBank genome assembly